Messenger RNA from Camellia sinensis, 907 nucleotides. NCBI's taxonomy places the organism in Eukaryota, Viridiplantae, Streptophyta, Magnoliopsida, Ericales, Theaceae. The record is from RefSeq and is a predicted model, not a curated record.
UAUUAUGCAAAUGAGGAGAAACGCAAUCCUCGAGCAACAGAUCCAGUCCAGCCGUUGACAAUAAUGUUAAAAAUCCUCAUUUUGUUGUUCUAAUAUCAGAGAAUUUCAUGGAAGCAGUUUAGCACCCAGUCAGAGUCCUGUAAAGCUGGACAUAGCUUCUUCACUUCCUCCAGUUUGUGUGGUGCUAUGGAGAUUUGGUUGGAAAGGAAUUCUAGAAUGUUUGAGAGAAAAUCAGAUAAUGUCAGGGCUUUGUAGGAUAGAAUUUGUUGUUUGGCUUCCCUUCAGGCUUCUUUGCUCCUAGUAAAUGGACCUAUCAAAUGGACCUAUCAUGAACUGGCAGCCAAUCUCGGUUAGAAACAUCACCCCUGCAAUUGUCAAAGUUGAGCCCAGCGCUGUUGGUUCUAUGGCAUCUGGUCCUUCUUUUCCGCACAUGCCGUCUGUUCCUCGAGCGGCUUCUCAAGUAGUCCCAAGCUUGCAGGCAUCUUCCGUGUCCCAACAGACAUCAAGUGGGUUGCAAUCUGCCCAGUCUGAAUAUGUGAAAGUUUGGGAGGGAAACUUAUAUGGGCAGAGACAAGGCCAGCCUGUUUUCAUCACUAGACUUGAAGGUUUUAGGAGUGCAUCAGCUUUUGAGACGUAAGUCGACAGACUAAUUUUUGGGAAGUUGGUUUAAAUCAACUCACCUUUUCUAUUAAUAUAACUUCGUUUUCAAGUUUGUGAUAUGUUGUUCAUAUCAAAUCUAAAUAGUUAAUUAAAACAAAUUCAUGCUGAAUUUUACUUGCUUUUGUUUACUGGUGAUUCAUUGAUGCAAACUCAAGGUUAGUUUCAGUAAGAUAUGACUUGGCAGGCAUAUGAUUCAGUGGUGUGGCUUUACUUCGGAGCUCUGAAUAGUCAUGCUUUUCUCAAUGAA